This is a messenger RNA of Corythoichthys intestinalis (scribbled pipefish), 906 nucleotides long. It is a transcript of the gene stmn1b, whose product is annotated as stathmin 1b. Bases 150 to 569 code for a protein of 139 amino acids. NCBI's taxonomy places the organism in Eukaryota, Metazoa, Chordata, Actinopteri, Syngnathiformes, Syngnathidae. The transcript is spliced from 5 exons. Gene Ontology annotation, molecular function: tubulin binding. Gene Ontology annotation, biological process: microtubule depolymerization; neuron projection development; regulation of microtubule polymerization or depolymerization. Gene Ontology annotation, cellular component: cytoplasm; neuron projection. The record is from RefSeq and is a predicted model, not a curated record.
CCAAUAAAAAAGAAAGAGCUGGAAUAACGUCAGAGGUCUGAUUUUGUGCGCGAGGCUGCUCAUUUGGCGGGUUACUUGGUGUAACAACAACUUGGGAAUUUGAGACCAGUUUCUGACAAUCAAAGCAGGUAGGCUACCUCUCAGCUGAAAUGGCACACGCUGCAGAUAUACACAUUAAGGAGUUGAGCAGGCGUGCUUCAGGUCAAGCAUUUGAGCUCAUCCUGAGCCCCACCUCCCCUGAUGCAAAAGUGCAAUUUCCACUUAGCCCUGUCAUGAAGAAGGAAACCUCGCUGGAUGAGAUUAUCAAGAAGCUGGAUGCUGCUGAUGAGAGACGCAAGAACCACGAGGCUGAGGUGCUGAAACAAUUGGCUGAGAAACGAGAGCAUGAGCGAGAAGUGCUUCAAAGGGCCUUAGAUGACUGUAGCAACUUAAGCAAGACCACUCAAGAGAAGAUAAAUCAGAAGAUGGAGGCAUACAAAGACAACCGCGAAGCGCGAUUGGCUGCUCUUGAUAAGAAAUUCAAAGAUAAGGACAAGAAGAUUGAAGAAUUGAAGAAGACAAGGUCCUAACUAAAGAUGGAGAGGCGAACAAUGUGUUCAUAAAACAUCAAGAAUAAGCUUUGCAUUACAGUUAUUGUAAUAGUUCCAGUUUAAAAUUUAGUGCCUUUUUUGCCUGUUUAGUUCUUUUUGGCAGCUGUUUACACUGUAGUAUUUGUAGUGGUAUGCUUUUCUAUUGUUGGGCAUUCUGGUUAGUAUACUAGUACAUAUACGAAGCACUUCUGACAUAGUUUGUGGAUUAAGUUACUGCUAAGGUACUGUUCAUUCUCUUGCCAUUUUUUUUUUUUUUACCUAUGUGACCCUGUAUUCAUGCACUAUUAAACAAAAUAAACUUCAGAUAAAUUGAUAA